This is a messenger RNA of Alosa alosa (allis shad), 2377 nucleotides long. Its product is annotated as zinc finger protein 135-like. Gene Ontology annotation, molecular function: RNA polymerase II cis-regulatory region sequence-specific DNA binding; DNA-binding transcription factor activity. The coding region runs from base 104 to 1759 and encodes 551 amino acids. NCBI's taxonomy places the organism in Eukaryota, Metazoa, Chordata, Actinopteri, Clupeiformes, Clupeidae. The record is from RefSeq and is a predicted model, not a curated record. The transcript is spliced from 3 exons. Gene Ontology annotation, biological process: regulation of transcription by RNA polymerase II.
AGUGGUAGACAUCAACACAACUUUUCAAAUCGCCGAGACCAUAGGAUAGGACUGGACCGAGGACUCGAUUUAAAACAUCGGAAACGUACUAAAAGCUGUAAAAAUGAUAAAUCAUGAAGACUUUCAACGACAAUUCAAAUCUGUUAUGGAAAACCUUUUACAUGCAGCUGUUUCUGAAACGACGAAACUCUUCGAGAACACUGUGCAAGAAAUGAAAGCAGAGUUGCUUCGGUUGAAGAAAAAGGACAGUAACUUCGAACAGCAAAUUUUUUCAGAAGACAAUCAUAUUCCUAUAUCUAUCAAGAAUCCAUGUACACGGGAUGUGGGUAUACAGUGUGUAACACCCACCCUUUUGGAGCGGUCCUGCAGUCCUUCCCUACAUGGAGAAAACGACAAAGAUAGAUUUUUAGGUUUGCCUCCAGGUCUUCUACAGUAUGGGAACCAACAGCUUGCAGUGCUUCUUAUCAAGCAAGAGGAUGCAGACAUGUAUGACUACAGCUCUGCGUGCGUCUUCCCGAGGCUGACAGGUGACCAGUUAAAGUCCUGCCUGGUGCAGAGGACUCAGGCACCAGUUACAUCUCAAGAAGCUGACCAGAGUCCAUCAAAUGAAUCCACAGCUCUGCACACCCAUAAUCCCACUCCUUCUCCAUCUCAACCUGUGCAAGAGCCUGCUCCCUCAGCACCUGUUGAAACGGCUCAAAGUCGGGAAUUUAAUCCUUUAGACAGUCUCCAGGCCUCUUUAGACCUGAUGCCUGAUAUACCGGAGGGAAAUCCUGCCACGCCAUUGCCAUCACCACCUGCACCACCCACAUCAACCAGCCCCCAGACAGAUGCAGCUGCCAGCACACCUGCUACACCCAUGGCUGCACACAAGGUAAUUACCUUGAAAUUAGAACCAAUUGAUUGUGAAAUAGAUCAGUCACAUCCACUGACUCACCAGGACAAGCCUAGACGGCCAAGUACCAGGCAAUCAAAGUCAAAGCUUUGUCAUGUGGUGACUCUAGAGACAACCCAAUCACAGGCAAAAAAUCCCCCUCAGGAAAAAUCUACAGACAAUUUGAUAUUCCAGAAGCGGCAAGCAGUGGUCACUCUGACCCACUGCGAUACUUCUCCGAGGCCUAGCAAGGCUGUAGCCCAGAAGAAACCACGCCACACAGGUGGGGGCCCUGUCGGUAAGAACCAGUGUGAGGUGUGCAUGCGCACAUUAAGCAGUGCAUCGUCCUUGCAAAGCCACCGCUUGUUGCACACGGGCGAGAGGCCAUUUUCCUGUGACCGCUGUGACAAGUCCUUCACCAGCGUGCGUGGCCUCAACCGCCACGUGCGGGUGCACUCAGGCGGUAGGCCACACCAGUGCGCACAGUGUGGCAAGUCAUUCGUCUAUCAGUUCAACCUCACAGCGCACCAGCUCACCCAUGGCAGCAAAAAGCCGUACGGCUGCGGCGUCUGCGGCAAACGCUUCCUGUCCAAACCAGAGCUAACCACGCAUUCGCGCGUGCACACCAACGAGAAGCCCUACAAGUGCACGCUGUGCGGGAAGAAGUUCAAGUACCGCAUGUCGUACAACACACACAUGCGAGGACAUCACGGAGAUUUGCGCUACAAAUGCACAAUCUGUGGCAAAGCCUUUGUAGACCCCAGCAACUUGAAUACACACAAGCGCAUACACACUGGGGAGAAGCCAUACAAGUGUAAAGAGUGUGGGAAGACGUUCACACAGUCAGGCCAUCUCAAGAAGCAUGUCACGACGCAACAUGCAUAGCUAUCAAAUUGUCAAGCUCUGGGACUAAAGUUUUUUAUCAUUUUUAUCAAGUUAGCAAUGUAGGUUGGUGUAGUAGACCUACACCAUGCAACAACAAAUCAAUUGGGAUUAAUAUGAGUCCAUAUGAUGUGCCAGUGUGUUGAUUUAUAUCAGGGAUUCUCAAAUCUACUGGACUUUUUGCAGGCUCACAUAUGGUGUUUUCAUGAGUAGUCAACUCAUUACGGUUAUGCUCAAUAGUGUGUCUCACACUUUUCAAAUAUUUUGUAUGAAAAUCAUGUAUAGCAUUGCUAUAUAUUAGCAAUUCCAGUGGCACAGAUGAUCAAUGUACACUUCUUGUAAUGUAUUAUAUGGGGGUGGUUACUGUGGCAGUAAUUAGUUUAGACCAUGGAUGUGAAAUGAAAAUGUUUAGGAGAGAAAGUUUCACACAGCUUAUAAGGUUGUAAAUGUAUCUACCUUCUUACUCAUCUGUGAAAUAUUUUAGAUAUGAACGCUGAACAUGUGUAUGUGCUUUUUUGUAUACAUUCAUGUUUAUAUCGGAUGCUUCACUUAUGUUGCUAUUUCUUUUUUAUUCAUCAUGUCAUUGUAUGACAUAGAUUUUUAAUAAAAGCUUAAGAGGAA